This is a messenger RNA of Notolabrus celidotus (New Zealand spotty), 4423 nucleotides long. RefSeq names its product rhophilin, Rho GTPase binding protein 2 (gene rhpn2). NCBI's taxonomy places the organism in Eukaryota, Metazoa, Chordata, Actinopteri, Labriformes, Labridae. Gene Ontology annotation, biological process: negative regulation of stress fiber assembly; signal transduction. Gene Ontology annotation, molecular function: protein binding. The record is from RefSeq and is a predicted model, not a curated record.
AUGACGGACACUCUUUUACCAAACGGCAUCAAAGUCAGCGGAGGAGAGAGCACGUACUUCAAAAAGGGUUGUAACCCGUGCGCCCAGACUGGACGGAGCAAACUGCAGAAUAAGCGAGCCAGUCUGAACCAGCAGAUCAUCAAACAGAUGAGGAUGAGGGCCGGAGCUGAGAACCUGCUGAAGGCUUCUUCCAACAACAAGGUCAAAGAGGAUGGUCUGCUGGAAUUGAGCUACGUGAACUCCAACCUGCAGCUGCUGAUGGGAGAGCUGGAGGGACUCAACAGCUCAGUGGAAGUCUACCAGAACACCCAGGAAACAGCCAACAUCCCCGUCAUUGCUCUUGGUCUGAAGGAGACAAAAGAAGUUGAUUUCUCAGCUUUUUUUAAGGAUUUCAUCUUGGAGCACUACAGUGAAGAUGGGAACAGUUAUGAAGAGGAGAUUGCUGACCUGAUGGACCUGCGACAGGCUUGCAGAACACCGAGUCGAAACGAGGCCGGAGUGGAACUGAUGGCCAAAUACUUCAGCCACCUUCCUCUAUGGAGAGCCGAUUUCUUCUCCCCAUCACGUCAGACGGGGAUCUUCUUCACCUGGUACGACUCUUUCACAGGAGUGCCAGUGUGUCAACAAAACCUCCUGGAAAAGGCCAGCAUCCUCUUCACUAUGGCUGCCCUCUACUCUCAGAUGGGGACCCGAAGUGACCGACAGACGAUAGUUGGCCUGGAGGAGGCCAUCUCAGCCUUCCAGAAAGCUGCAGGAACCCUGAACCACCUGAAGGAGACAUUCACACACACACCCAGCUAUGACAUGAGUCCAGCCAUGCUCAGUAUGUUGAUCCGCAUGAUGCUCGCUCAGUCUCAGGAGUGUCUGUUUGAGAAGAUGGCACUGCCUGGGAAGAACCAGUUCUCCUCCCUCAUGAAGAUGGCCCAGGAGGCAGCGAAGGUCUCAGAAAUCUAUGAUCAAGUCCACCAGUCUAUGAUCCAAACACCAAUCAAAGACAACGUGCCGUUUUUCUGGUCCACAAUGUCACAAGUGAAAACCAACCACUACCGCUCCAUGGCGCACUACUUUGUGGCAUCAGCGCUCCUUGACCACCAGUUGGGUCCCAGUGAUGAUGAGGACCAGCAAGAGAAGACUUUGUCUCAGGUGUACGAUCGGCUUCCUGAGGGACGCUCUCCUCUGGACAUCCUGAAACAGAAAGAUGAACGUAAACGCAUUGGUAAAGCACACAUCCGCCGUGCCAUCCUGGGUCACGAGGAGGCUCUGAGGAUCUACGGUUUGUGCCACCACCUGAACAAGCUGGACAUCCUGCAGGACAUUUUAAGAGCCAGUCACCAGCGUUCGCUCAACAAGUGUAGUGAAAAUGAAAACGAGGAAGAGUUCACUGACUACACAGAGGCCCCGGACAUCAUCUCUAAAACAGAGCACAAAGCAGAGAUGGAAGUUCCUGCCACCAUAAAGGUGAAAGUCACAGACUUCUUCCAGCGGCUGGGUCCACUGUCGGUCUUCUCAGCCAAGCAGAGGUGGACGGCCCCGAGGACAAUACGACUACGCCCAGAGGACAGAGACAUGGGCUUCACUCUGAAAGGAGAAUCACCUGUCCAGGUGGUUUCACUGGACCCUCUCUGCCUAGCUGCUGCUCACGGCCUGAAAGAGGGCGACUUCAUCAUCGCUGUGGGUGACACAGACUGUAAAUGGAUGAGUGUGGGUGAGGUGAUGCGGCUGCUGAAGGACGUGAAUGAUGAAGGGAUAGACAUCCAGGUUGUCAGCGUAAUGGACAGCAACCCCCCAAUGCCUACCAAGAGUGCCACCUUCUGUGGAAACCUGCCCAAGACCUACUCCAUGAUCUGUCUGGCCCAUGAUGACGAUGAGAAAAAAUCCCGCAAAGUCACUAAGAAGGCGUCCUUCAUCAGCUGGGGCCUGAAGAACAAGCUGAAGAGCGCCAGCACGCUCAGCCUCCCCACAGCUGAUCACUCCGGAUCUCUACCCUGGAACAAACCCACCCCAACCUUCCCCAGCUCCAGCUCUUACAACAACGACAGCGCCCUCUACUGAGCUGUCUGCAGACUGUAGUCUGUCUGCAGUAUGCAUGUAAAGCCUUGGAAGGCUGUGUACUGUGCUGUGUUGUACCCACACUGGACCUGUUCUGGCUAUGGUACAGUACAACUGCCUAUUAGUGUGUCCUGAUAAAAGCACUGAGCAGUAUUGUGUGUAGCUGUUAUGUCACCUGUGUAAUGAUAACAUUGCAUCUAGCUACAGUACCUUGGAAGUGGCAGUGCCAAACACUGUUUAUAGAUGCCUUUGUUGGUACAUUGGCGCCUUCCGAACACGGUUCAUUAAACCGGGUUGCACAACAACAAUAAGGAAAAUCAUUCUGUACCAUGCCAGUGUGCCUACAGGUAUAGACUGUAGUAUAAAAGAAGUAGACAUAGCCACUGUGACGCACCUGAUGGGUAUGUGCUCACCUUUUGGAGACAUGAAUUUACAUUGUGGCGAGUUCAAGGUGACCUUUAUCCAGAAGUAUCUCUAGAUAAAAUCCUGCUUUCUUAUAAAAUGUAUUGAAAAGACAUACAAAUUCACAAAAUCAACACCGUGCUUCAUUGCAAAACACUUAAAACUAGUGAUAUGGGCCAUAAACUCAUCAGGAAAUAUUAAAUUUAGAAGUAGGGUCAAUUUCAAUUCUGGUUUCAUGCAAUCUGACCAGUGAAGUUGCUGCCCUCUGCAUGUUUAAUGCACUGCAGCAUUGACUCUAAUCAAAACCAAGAGGCUAUGUCCACUUCUUCCAUGCAGUCUAUGUGUACAGCACAGUACAACUGCACUGGUGAAAAAGCACACCAGUUAACAUUCCAGUUUCUCUCUCUAUAUAUAUUCAUAAACACACUGCACAGAGAAAAGUCAUCUCAGAAUGUUUUCUUGGAGAAACGCUCCAGGCGAUUUGAAGGACAAAAACAAAGUAAACACACCCAGCGUCGGGUACUACUCAACUGCAAGGGGGUAAUUUACUGUGGCUAAAAGAGUCCCAUGCUGUCUCUUUUGUGUACUGAUGAAGCUGUGCACUGUGCAGUUACACUCUGUCUCUUUUAUACUGUUUAUGUUAAGGAUUCUAUCAUGAUCUGUGGAUACUGAUCAGUUUCGGGGUGUGCUGUACUUAUAUUUUCUAAACUGAUAUGUAGAUGAUAUGAACCUCGUUGCAGCAUGUUACACAAUGAUUGAGGGAUAACCAGUUUGGCUGUACAGUAUGUUUUUUGUUUUGUCUGGGGAGCAAUGACGAAUGCAAUGUUCAAUAAGCUGCUAAAAAUCAUACAUAUACCUGAGUUAUGUAUUAAUGUCACUUAGUAUUUGUGUGACAGCCUUUGAGGAUUAUGACUCUGCUGAGUGCCCCUACUGGGCGAAGUGUAGACAGAAAUAGAGGUGUUUUAGGGUUGCUAAUGGUGCCAGUUACGCCUCAGACCAAAAUGCCUCCAUGUCCCAGAUAUGCCUGGAUGUACCAUCCACCAUCCUGACUCAUGUCACCCUGUUCUGGCCCUCUUUUGCUCUCUGAAUGUUUGAUCUUUUGUGAGAGGAGAACGCGCUGUGUCUCUCUGUUAAUGUGAAUCUUAAUGUAGUUAAAGGUUGUUUUGUCUCCAGAAGGGAAGAAUGUGGGCAGACCAGUGACGGCCGGUCAGUCAGCAGGGACUUCGAUCAAAGUCCACUGUCAGGUUUCAACUCUUUGUCUGAAUCAUAGUCUCAUCCCACUUUUUUUUCUGACACUUUGCAGUGUUGGACUAUCUCUUUAUCUACAAAGUAGAUUCCUAUACACAUUUGAUAAUCAAAUUAUUUAUAUAAUAAAAAAGAAAUAACACAAAAAUAUGAAUAUUUACUUGUAAAGCUGUAGGAAUUUUUUGUGAAUGGUCAAGUUGUGAAUAUUUGCACGUUGGAUUUCUUGGUUGGUUACUUGGAGGAAUGUAUUUUUACUAGCCUUGCUUAAUCCUUUGGUGAACUUAUAUACUGGUACGUUUUGUCUUUGUCAAGAUACUUUAAAAUGUAAAUGUUUUCAAACAUUAACACUGAGAAGAUGGAACACUCUUUACUGUCUCUGUUUACCUUAUAUAGUGUCUUAAGUGCCAUAUGUGCUGAAUCAUGAAGGAAAAUAUCACCAAGAAUGUGCGUAAUGAUUAACAUUAAUAAGUGCUAACCAAGUGAGCUAACAGUGGUGUGUGUGUACAUGCACAGAUCAUGCUUAACAGAUGUUUCCACGCAUUUCAUAGUGCGUGGUGAAUCUAAAUGCCUUGGUGUAGACGCAGAAGGUUAUGGUACCUGUUCUUCUGAAGGUUUCAUGUUUGCUUAUUCCUGUGUACUUUGAGCUGCAUAGCAACUGUGGUAUUAAUGCAAUUUUGUGUAAUAUGUAUUCAUGCAAAUCUCAAUAAAAGAGUGGUCAGAAAUCUUA